UGGCUUUGCAAAUUGCAAACUUGUUCGUGCCGAUUUCUAUUGAAUUCUCUUCGGCAAUGGACCAGAAAUUGAUGAAUCUGAGUUCGUGUUUGUCCUUUUUAUUUACUUUUUCCCGUUUCUGAACCUCCAAUUCGAGUUCAGCUUUUCAUAAUUUGUUCUUUCAGAGAGAAGUUUUGAGGCUCUGAAAGUUACGCUGAAAAGCAAAAUUUAUGUCGUCUUCUUUUCUUUGCCUUUGAUGUGCGGUAACGUUUCCCCCACUUUUUAUUUUAUUUUGUUUGCUAGGUAACUGUUUCCCCUAUUUCCAUCGACAAAGUUUGAAGUUUUCCACUUAUGAAAAUGUUUGUGUCCAAGUAAACUAGAUAUGAGAUCAUAUGUUCUUCAACGUCCCCUCAAGACUUCAGGAUCAAAAAUGUUUUAUAAAACUAAACAAUUUUUUGACCAAGUAGGGGAGGUCAGUAAAAUUUUCAAAAUGUGAGGGUUAUCCACUGUAAUUCAGUGAAAAUUUAGGUGUGCUGAGUGUAAUUUACCCUUUUAUUCAUGCCACUUUCACCAAGUUGUUCUAGACGAGCAUCUACCCAAAGUUUUUGUCUUCUUUGUCACAAUUGCAACUCUCUGUUUCAUUUUAGUUUUGGUAGCUCUGCUCCGACAUCUUGUUUCUAUUUUUCACUUUCGUUUUUUUGGUCUAAGUUAGAAAUCAGGAGGGGAUAUACUGAUUACUCAGAUGAACAAAAGGAAAAAUUAUUAACUGGCUAUAUAUUAAAGAACAAGAAGAAGGCUGCAUACAAAUACUUCUCUCCCCCAACACCGCAAAGUGGGGGAGCCCUGUGCAUUUUGGAGACCUUUUGGCCUAUUGUGGCCAUGUAGCUCAAUAAAUGAGCAAAUGUGCUGCUAGAAGACUGGCUUUUGUGGCAUCUACCUGCUUUUGGUAUGCUGAUUCAUGUUGUCUGACUGGUCACCAGUAUUUUUGAUACACGUCUCACAAGCUAUAAUGUUUCUUUAAUGCUACUGCUGGUUUGAUUUUUCUUUCUUUCUUUUUCCUUUUUUUUUUCGAAUGCAUACUUGGUUGACGUCAGGAUGGUGUUAGCAAUUAAGCUAAUUCCCUCUUCUCCUUCAAUUAAUAAUUUCACUCUUUCUUGAUAUUUUUUUUUCCUGAAAAAAGAAAAAAAAAAACUUUUAUUGGAUGUCAAUGCUGGGAUUGAUCUUCUCAUUUGAAGUUAUUGCCUUAUUUUUAAGAAGUAACUUUUUCAUUACAAUGCUUGUAUUAAUGUGUGAAGCAAAUUUAUGUCAAUAAUACCUUUAAGGGAUUUUUGGAGUAAAAAGGACAAGCUUUUUGCUAAUGUGAAUAAUUUGAAAUCAAGAAUCUUUUUAAGAAGGAAACUUAUUAAGGUCAAUUUGGAAUCUUUUUAAGAAUCUUUGAAUAAUUUUACCAUAUUUUCCAUAGGCUACUGAUCAAUGUUUGACAACAUUUAUUACCUAAAUAUGCUACACUACACUUUUAGUAUAUCAUUUUUUGCCUGAGGGUAAGCCAGUAAAAGGUACAAUGAAUCAUUCAUGCUUUUGAAUAUAUCCCUAGUUUUCUAGUUAACUCUGUUUUGUGGAACUAAAUUGUCCGAUUGUAAUAACCACAGUUUAGCUGAGAUGCACAAUCAGGCAAGGGAAUAUGCGUAUUCGCACUUUUAUAAUUAUCCAUAUUGCAGGCACCUGAAUUGGAUGUGACAAUCAGGUUGCUUCAAUGGUUUGUGAAAUGGAAAGUGACAGCUUAGAAGAUAUGGACAUUGAUGUCCUCUCGUCAAUGUGGCCUGAAGAUAUAAAUGAAGCUGGAAAACAAUUCAAUAUAGAAAGGCCAGGAGCAGAACAAGAUAUGUUGAAGGAGGUCACAAUCAGUGAGGAACCUAUUAUAGUUGAUUUCAAACGUCUUUUAGAGUUAACCAACUACAGUGAGAAGGGCUCUGCACAGUUGGCAUACCUUGUAAAGAACUGGGAAUAUAAGCAUGCUAAUGCUGUGCGACUUCUCAGAGAAGAGCUAGACAAUCUGACGAAGCAACAACAGGAAGUUGAGCUAAAACAAUUGGAGAUUUUAGAGGAACAUCGUUUUGAGGAAGAAAGUUAUUGCGGUGAUAAGCGUCAAGUUUCUAUAUUGGAUGAAAUGAUAUAUGAUAUAUGGCCAGAUGUUCCUCGGAGGAGAAAUGAUGUGGUUGUUCAAAAUAGAGGACUAGAAAUAGAUGCCGAGUGUGACACCAUGAUGUACUGGAAACAGCAAGCUGCCCAUUUAGAGAAAUUGUUGGAGGCUAGCAUCCAGCGGGAGCAGAUACUCAUGGAGAAGUUGCAGGAAAGCAUAAAAAAUUUGGAAAGACAGUCAUCACCGGUGGAGGAAUUGUCCCAGAUUCUAAAGAGAGCAGAUAAUUUCUUGCAUUUUAUUCUCCAGACUGCACCAAUUGUGAUUGGCCAUCAGGAUAAAGAGUUGCGUUAUCGUUUCAUCUACAAUCAUUUUCCAAGUUUGAAUGAGGAGGACAUCAUAGGAAAAACGGAUGUCGAGAUUUUCACGGGCUCUGGUGUUAAGGAAUCUCAAGACUUCAAAAAAGAAGUUUUGGAACGAGGACUACCGGCAAAAAGGGAAAUUACUUUUGAGACAGAACUCUUUGGGUCAAAGACAUUUCUAAUCUAUGUGGAACCUGUCUUCAGCAAAGCAGGAGAAACUAUUGGCGUAAAUUAUGUGGGGAUGGAUGUAACCGAUCAGGUGAGAAAAAGGGAAAAGAUGGCAAAACUACGGGAGGAAAUAGCAGUACAAAAGGCAAAAGAGACAGAACUUAACAAAACAAUCCAUAUUACAGAGGAAACAAUGCGAGCAAAGCAGAUGCUAGCAACCAUGUCUCAUGAGAUAAGAUCUCCACUAUCAGGAGUUGUGAGCAUGUCUGAGAUCCUCGCCACCACAAAUCUUGACAAAGAGCAAAGAAAACUGUUGAAUGUCAUGUUAUCUUCAGGAGAUUUAGUGCUUCAACUUAUAAAUGACAUCCUGGACCUUUCCAAAGUUGAGUCAGGAGUUAUGAAGUUGGAAGCUACGAAAUUUAGACCAAGAGAAGUAGUAAGACAUGUACUUCAGACAGCUGCAGCAUCAUUGCAAAAGAUGCUGACCCUGGAAGGUCAUGUAGCAGAUGAUGUUCCUGUAGAGGUUAUUGGAGAUGUUCUAAGGAUUCGACAAAUACUCACCAACUUGAUCAGCAAUGCAAUCAAGUUUACCCAUGAAGGAAAGGUUGGUAUAAAGCUCUAUGUCAUAGCGGCACCAUCUCCUGGAAUAGAGGAAGGAUCUAACAGGAAAAUUUCUGCUAAUUGGUCCAAUUUCUCAGCAAAAACACAGGAACCCAAUAAAUGCUUAUCAUUGUCAGAUAGUGGCUCUGAGUCAAAUGGUUUUCAUGAACAGAAGCAUCAGGAAGGUUCUUAUGCAAAUCAUUCACUUGAUAAGGAACCCAAAACUCCAGUUAAAAAUAGAACCUCCAUGGAUGGAGGAGAAGAGAACCUCCCUCACCCACAUGACAAAACAGUGUGGGUGGGCUGUGAUGUUUAUGAUACAGGGAUUGGGAUACCAGAAACUGCUUUGCCUUCUCUAUUCAAGAAAUACAUGCAAGUAGGUGCAGACACAACAAGGAAGUAUGGCGGGACUGGACUAGGCCUAGCAAUCUGCAAACAACUGGUUGAGCUCAUGGGUGGUCAUCUCACAGUGACCAGCCAAGAGCAUCGUGGCUCUACAUUCACCUUUGUAUUACCAUGCAAGGUUUCAGCUGCAUGUGAUAAUUCAGAUGAUCCUGAUGAACUGUCAGAUAUACAUGAUCAUGACAUUCUACCAGAUGCUAGUGACACCGAUACAAGUUCUGGAACUUUCAAAUUCCAACCACACACCUUAGGUUCUCUUUUCUCUUCUAGCAGUUCCAGCAGGGCUAAAAGAUUAAUAGCAAACAAUGUUGCUUUUAGUGCCUCAAACCAACACAAUGGUUUAUCAGAUGAUCCUUAUCCAUUUCCCACAAGUAACAUUGCGUCAAAAGAGAUGAGUUCAUUAGAGGAUACUGGUUUUCUGGUUGAUGAUGCGGAUGUGUUAUCUGAACAAGACACUUUACUGAGGCAGAGGCCAGAUUCUAAUAAGAAAGUUGCAGUUGGCAGUGAGAUUCAGUCUCACAGCGAGGAAAACAAUCAAUUACAGAACCAUUCUGGGGUUGCCUCUCAUCCCUCAAUGGUGGAAGACAAACAGGUGGGAGAAAUAAAGCCAAGAGAUUCCUGGGAAGCAGGUGAGAGCCAGGAGAGAUCAAACAGAAGCUCCCAAUGCAGUUCUAGCAGUGGUCCAGAAAUUUCUAAAUCAAUGUCGAAACCUAAGAUCCUACUUGUGGAGGAUAACAAGAUCAAUGUGAUGGUAACACAGUCAAUGAUGAAACAGUUGGGCCACAGCAUAGAUGUUGUGAAUAAUGGAGUCGAAGCUGUCUGCACAGUUCAGUCCUGUAGUUAUGAUCUCAUUCUGAUGGAUGUAUGCAUGCCAGUAAUGGAUGGUCUUGAAGCUACAAGGCUUAUUCGUUCUUUUGAGGAAUCUGGCAACUGGGAUGCUGCAGUUAAAGCUGGAAUUGAGCUACAAGUGCCUCCAAAUUCAUCACAUGAUCAACAAUUUAACUGGUCUAGAAAUCGGAUGCCCAUCAUUGCUAUGACAGCAAAUGCAUUGGCAGAGAGUGCAGAUGAGUGCUUUGCAAAUGGUAUGGACUCAUUUGUAUCAAAACCUGUUACAUUCCACAAGUUGAAAGAAUGUCUUGAACAGUAUUUACCGUGAUAUAUUGGAAUUGUGUGGAAGUUCCUGAGCGAUAUAUAUCUCAUCUUAUGCUCAACCAUUGAAGUCUC
Diospyros lotus (date-plum) is the source of this 4872-nucleotide messenger RNA. Its product is annotated as histidine kinase 5-like. Lineage: Eukaryota; Viridiplantae; Streptophyta; Magnoliopsida; Ericales; Ebenaceae. The transcript has 12 exons. Gene Ontology annotation, biological process: protein autophosphorylation; phosphorelay signal transduction system. Bases 1733 to 4804 code for a protein of 1023 amino acids. Gene Ontology annotation, molecular function: phosphorelay sensor kinase activity; histidine phosphotransfer kinase activity. The record is from RefSeq and is a predicted model, not a curated record.